GUGGGGGGAGCCGGGACGGGGAGCGGUUGGCGGCAGCGUCCCGGCCCCCUCCGGCGGCCGCUGAUGCCGUUGGGGCCCGGUGCCCUCAGUGAGGUGCUGGUGACCGAGACCGUGUCGUGCCUGAACCGAGCCGUGGAGAAGCUGCGGGGCAUCUGGGAGGAGAUCGGCAUGCCCGAGGAUCUCCAGCUGGAGCGCACCCAGGCCGUCAAGGAGCACAUCAAGGGUCUGCUGGACAUGAUGAUCUCUGAGGAGGAGAACCUGAAGGCGUACCUGCUGACCAGCAUCACGGCCUGUCGGAAGGAGCUCGAAACCCUCCAAAGGGAGCUCCGUCUGGACUACUUUGAGGCAGAGGAGCAAAGCACCAUCCUGCAGAUGGAGAAGGAUCUGCGCUCCCGCGUGGAAGUGUUGUUAAAGCAGAAAAGGGACAGGAAGCAGGAGCUGAAAACCCUGCAGGAACGAGACCGAGAUCUGUGCGACAUCCUCUGCACGGCCCCGUUCCAUAUCGACAGCGACUCUGUCCCCAGCCUGGAGGACCUGGACCUUUACAGGCGCCACUUGGCUGCCCUGAGCCUGGAGAAGGAGCAAAGGCAAGAACAGUUUAUCAGCACCAAGAGAAAAAUCAUCCUCCUGAUGGAGGAGCUGGACCAUACUCCGGACACCAGCUUUGAGGAGGACGUGGUGUGCAAGGAUGAGGAAGCCUUUUGUUUGUCUGAGGACAACAUCGCUGCCCUGCAGAGCCUGCUGCAGCAGCUGGAAGCCCAGCGGUCCCUGAACGCAGACGUGUGUGCGGAGCUGCGCUCCCGAAUCACUGUGCUUUGGGAAAGGCUGCAGGUUCCUGCGGAGGAGAGGGAGGUUUCUGCCGUGCACACCGCUGGAUCCAGCGCCAAAACCAGGAAAGCUCUGCAGCUGGAAGUGAACACUCUGGAGGAGCUGAUGCUGCAGAACCUUAAAUCUGUGAUUCCGAGAAUCCGGGCAGAGCUGGCUGACUACUGGGACAAGUGCUUCUACAGUCAGGAGCAGAGGGAAGGCUUCAGCCCCUAUUAUGAUGAGGACUAUACAGAGACCCUGCUCGAGCUCCAUGCUGCUGAGGUCAGGAAGAUGAAGAGCCACUAUGAAACACACAAAGCUCUGUUUGAGGCUAUCUGGAAAUGGGAAGACACCUGGAGGAUGUUCCUGGAUCUGGAGAGGAAAGCAAAUGAUCCGAGUCGUUACACCAACCGUGGGGGCAACCUGCUCAAAGAAGAAAAGCAGCGCGUGAAGCUGCAGAAGGUACUUGCUAAGCUGCAGGAGGAGCUGGACAACAAAAUCCAGGCCUUUGAGCAGGAGCAGGAAAAGCCUUUCCUGGUGAAGGGGCAGCAGUUCAUGGAGUACGUGAAGGAGCAGUGGCAGCUCUACCACCUGGAGAAAGAGAAGGAGAAGCAGGAGCGGCGCCUGAAGAAAAGCCGUCAGAUGAAGGAAGAGGCGAUGUACGGGAGCACCCCGCAGGCACCCCUCAAGCGUUGGAUGCUCAGCCCCCACGUGCCCGCCAAAGUAAGGAAGCUCAACGGCACUCAAAUCUCCAGCACCGCAUCCAACAGCACCGUUCGUUCAGCUUUGGGGGGAGCCACCUGCCUCUCAUCAACGUCUUGUUUGACACCUUCCAAAGGGAAGGCUCGGACUCCCAACCCAUCGUCUGCAAAAUGCCCCCGUCCUGGACACAGGGGGCAGAACAAGGAGAACAUGUCCCAGCUCAACGGAACCCCCCUGAGCGGUGGGUGCACCUCCACAGCCUCUGCCCAGCGUAACCACAGCAUUAAUUCUGUUGCCAGCACCUAUUCAGAGUUUGUGCGCAAACUUUCGAGGUGUCCAGGACAGACAGCACCUCCCAUGUCCUCAAGUCCAACACCACCAACAUCUUCUGCUGAGGUCCUGCCUGCCCUGCUCACCCCCUCGCAGUCCUAGUGAGUCUUGAGCAUCAGGCUGAGCAUCGCACAGCUUCCCUGCCCCACAGCCUCCCCCCCAACAGGGUUAGCUUUUACUGGGGUCCCGGGUGUCCCUCGGGCCAGCCUGGCCUGUGAGGCAGAGGCUUCCUCCCUGCCAGGGACUGAAAGGGACCUUUUUUUUUUUAAAAAAAAAAAAAAAUGAAAUUUGAGGAAUUCUUGAAAAUAUUUGUGAUUCAAGCUUAGCGUAGGUGGUGGCGUUAGGGCAGCGCAGGGGUGGGUGCUGGCUCUGGCCGGGGGCGAGCGUUGGGGUGGACAGGAUCGAUGGGGAGUCCUACUCUGCCUCGUGUCAUGGGCUCUCUCCCCCCUCCAUAUCCCAUAGUUAUUGUCCAUCGGCAUCUCCUUUUCUCAGCGUUACAGCAGGCUUGUCUCGGUGGGGGCUGGCUCUACCCGAGGUUCCCUUACCAGGCUUUGCUCAGGGGCUGGGGGUCUUUGUGGGGGCAGUGGGGCUGGGGGCCCUGGGAGAAGCAGCAGAGCACUUCACAGGCAGCAAACCUCCCCAGGCAUCCUCCUGGAGCCCAGGCUGGCCUCGGGAGCCUCUGCCCCAGCCCUGAACCACAGCAGGGACGGCCUGAGCACGAGUUCUGUGUGAGGACACGAGCUGGGGGGAGAAGGGGCCAGUUGUCCUGUCCCCACCCCCUGGCACUGGCUCCUGGGCAGGGCUUGGGGGCUUGUUAGCACCUUUGUUAACGAACCUCGGUGUGUACGUGGCUGUUCCUCAUCAUGAUGGAUUUGCACCUUGUUAUCACUACAGUCCCCACUUGCAGUUAUUUAUUCAGGUUCUGUCCCCUUGUUUUAUAACUCUCUCUGUACUGUUCAUGGGCAUAAUAAAUACGUGUAUGUA
Calidris pugnax (ruff) is the source of this 2823-nucleotide messenger RNA. RefSeq names its product protein regulator of cytokinesis 1 (gene PRC1). Bases 64 to 1941 code for a protein of 625 amino acids. The transcript is spliced from 13 exons. Gene Ontology annotation, biological process: mitotic spindle midzone assembly; microtubule cytoskeleton organization. Gene Ontology annotation, cellular component: spindle; cytoplasm; mitotic spindle midzone. Gene Ontology annotation, molecular function: microtubule binding. The record is from RefSeq and is a predicted model, not a curated record. NCBI's taxonomy places the organism in Eukaryota, Metazoa, Chordata, Aves, Charadriiformes, Scolopacidae.